Molecule: messenger RNA, 2209 nt
Organism: Juglans regia (Persian walnut)
Lineage: Eukaryota; Viridiplantae; Streptophyta; Magnoliopsida; Fagales; Juglandaceae
Product: beta-amylase 8
Exons: 9
Coding region: 129-2138 (669 amino acids)
Biological process (GO): polysaccharide catabolic process
Molecular function (GO): beta-amylase activity
Source: RefSeq, a predicted model, not a curated record
CACACGGUGUAAAGCAAGGCUGAGCAGCUGGAAGUAGAUGGAGACUGGAGGGCUUCCAAUGCACUGAUACGAUAAGUAACGAACAGUACCGUAUAGAGUGUUAGAAGCACAAAGAAAAGAGCAAGAAGAUGAGCGUCGACAACGACGACGCUACCAAUACUAACUUCCAACACCAACACCAAGAUCUGGACCACUCCUCCGACUACCUAUCUAACCCUCUCCCCCAAAUCCUCGACUCUCAGCCUCAGCCCCAGCCCCAGCCCCAGGCGCGGCGCCCCCGCGGCUUUGCGGCCACUGCGGCUGCUGCAGCCAUGGGUCCCGCCACAACGGCAAAGGGGAAGAAGGAGAGAGAGAAAGAGAAAGAGCGGACCAAGCUGCGGGAGCGCCACCGCCGAGCCAUCACCAGCAGGAUGCUCGCCGGCCUCCGGCAGUACGGUAAUUUUCCUCUCCCCGCGCGCGCAGAUAUGAACGAUGUGCUUGCGGCCCUCGCUCGUGAGGCCGGCUGGGUCGUUGAGGCUGAUGGGACUACCUACAGACAGUCGCCCCCUCCUUCCCAUUUGGCAGCAUUUCCUGUGAGGUCAGUUGAGAGCCCACUAUCUUCUAGUUCGUUGAGAAAUUGCUCUGUCAAAGCAGCGUUAGACCAUCAGCCAUCAGUUCUGAGAAUUGAUGAGAGCUUGUCACCUGCAUCUCUUGAUUCAGUGGUAAUUGCAGAAAGGGAUACUAAGAGUGAGAAAUAUACCAGUGCCAGCCCCAUCAAUUCAGUUGAAUGCCUGGAGGCUGACCAACUUAUGCAAGAUAUUCGUUCUGGGGAGCAUGAGAAUGAUUAUACUGGCAUUCCAAAUGUCCCUAUUUUUGUAAAACUUCCAACUGGUGUUAUCAACAAUUUCUGCCAGUUGGUUGAUCCUGGAGGUGUUAGACAGGAGCUUAGUCAUUUGAAAUCUUUAGAUGUAGAUGGCAUUGUUAUAGACUGUUGGUGGGGUAUUGUUGAAGGCUGGUGUCCACAGAAAUAUGUUUGGUCUGGCUAUCGCGAGCUUUUCAACAUCAUCCGAGAAUUCAAGCUGAAGUUGCAGGUUGUAAUGGCAUUUCAUGAGUUUGGAGGAAAUGAGUCUGGUGACAUGUUGAUUACCCUCCCAUGUUGGGUUUUGGACAUUGGAAAAGAAAAUGGGGAUAUAUUCUUCUCAGAUCGUGAAGGAAGGAGGAAUACUGAAUGUCUAUCUUGGGGCAUUGAUAAAGAACGAGUUCUAAAAGGAAGAACUGGCAUUGAGGUCUAUUUUGAUUUCAUGAGAAGCUUCCGGAUGGAGUUUGAUGACUUGUUUGCAGAGGGUCUCGUUUCUGGUAUAGAAAUUGGACUCGGGGCAUCUGGAGAGCUGAAGUAUCCAUCCUUUCCAGAAAGGAUUGGAUGGAGGUAUCCGGGUAUCGGUGAGUUUCAGUGCUAUGACAAAUAUUUACAACAAAGUCUGUGCAGAGCAGCUAAAUUGCGUGGGCACUCAUUCUGGGCUAAGGGUCCUGAUAACGCUGGCGAAUACAAUUCUAGGCCACAUGAGACUGGUUUCUUUUGUGAACGAGGUGAUUAUGAUAGCUACUAUGGCCGCUUUUUCCUCAAUUGGUAUGCGCAGUCAUUAAUAGAACAUGCAGAUAAUGUAUUGUCACUUGCAAGCCUUGCAUUUGAGGAAACAAAAAUAAUUGUUAAGGUUCCUGCUGUUCAUUGGUGGUACAAGACUGCUAGCCAUGCAGCAGAGCUAACGGCAGGAUUCUAUAACUCUACGAACCAAGAUGGAUACUCUUCGGUAUUUGAGGUUCUGAGAAAACACAUGGUGACAUUGAAGUUUGUUUGCUUGAGGUUGCACGUUUCUGGUCAGGAAAAUGAUGAAGCAUUGGCUGACCCAGAAGGUUUGAGUUGGCAGGUUUUAAACUCAGCCUGGGAUCGAGGAUUGGCUGUAGCUGGUGAGAAUGCACUUCCAUGUUAUGAUAGAGAAGGGUACAUGAGCAUGGUUGAGAUGGCCAAGCCAAGGAAUGAUCCUGAUCACCGCCACUUUACAUUCUUUGUAUAUCAACAGCCGACCCCUUUGGGUGAAGGAACAAUUUGCUUACCAGAGUUGGCUUACUUCAUUAAAUCUAUGCAUGGUAAGGAUUCUUAAAGUUCAAUCUGAUUUGUUCUGCGCAUGUUUCUACAUUUGGAGCUAAAAGUUUAAUGCUUCCUUUCUUGAAA